UUGGGUGCUUGAAAUUUCUUCGAACUUUACUCAUUGUUCGGUGUGAAAAUCUUGAAAAUUUGUGCGAAGAUAUGCAAGGUCUUAGAAGUCUUCGGAAAUUGGUUAUUUAUGAAUGUAAUAGCUUGAUUUCUCUGCCACUAAGCAUAAAAUGCCUAACUACUCUAGAAGAAUUUUGUAUUAAUGGCUGUGAAAAGCUUGAUUUGAUGACAAUAGAAGAAAAGGAGGAAAAAGUUCAACCUCUUUCUCUUUCUCUUCGUAUUGUAAUAUUUGAAGAGUUACCAACAACUUUUGCUUUACCAGAACAACUUCUUCAAGGAUCUGCAGAAUCCUUACAAACAUUCAUCAUCAUAGAGUGUUCAAACAUUAGAGAAAUGCCAGAUUGCAUCGGCAAUUUAAAGAAACUUCAAAAUCUUGAGAUCAGUGAUUGUCCAAGUUUGAGCAAAAGGUGCCGAAGGGGAACAGGAGAAGAUUGGCCCAAGAUCAAACAUAUCCCUAAAAUCGAGGUUGACAGUGAUGACAGUGAUGAGGAGAAUACAGGUUCAAGUGGAACUCCAUCAGCAAGAGAAGAAGACAAGCUUUCAUUGGGGUUUCUGCUGACGGUUAUAAUACGGGGACUUCAAUUUUUUCGGUGUUGUUGCUGACAAUCUAGUUUGUUCAAAUAAAGAUGAAGAGUGUUUAAUUUGCUGGAGAUUAAUAUUCGUUCUCUGUGUGCUUUGCUCGUAGUUCCUGCUGGUGAUGUACUUGGCUUUUCAUUUGUUCAUAAUGGUUGCCAAUCAGUUCAUUUGCUGGUCAUGGAAUUUGCUCCCUCGUUGUUGAACUUAAUACAUCGUUGCUGGUGAUGUGAGGGUCCUGUCGGCCAAGAUCUUCUAUGACAGUUAGUCUCUUGGUUAUUGGAGGAUGUGAUAGCUUGAUUUCUUUGCCACGAAGCAUAAAAUACCUAACUACUUUGGAAGAAUUUUAUAUUAUUGAUUGUGAAAAGCUUGAUUUGAUGAUAAUAAAAGAAAAAAAUCAACCUCCUU
Messenger RNA from Populus trichocarpa (black cottonwood), 1019 nucleotides. RefSeq names its product disease resistance protein RGA2. The transcript is spliced from 3 exons. Bases 72 to 641 code for a protein of 189 amino acids. The record is from RefSeq and is a predicted model, not a curated record. NCBI's taxonomy places the organism in Eukaryota, Viridiplantae, Streptophyta, Magnoliopsida, Malpighiales, Salicaceae. Gene Ontology annotation, biological process: defense response to fungus.